This is a messenger RNA of Sinocyclocheilus rhinocerous, 2869 nucleotides long. RefSeq names its product cytokine receptor family member b2 (gene crfb2). The transcript is spliced from 7 exons. The record is from RefSeq and is a predicted model, not a curated record. Gene Ontology annotation, biological process: cytokine-mediated signaling pathway. The coding region runs from base 346 to 1770 and encodes 474 amino acids. Gene Ontology annotation, molecular function: cytokine receptor activity; protein binding. Gene Ontology annotation, cellular component: plasma membrane. NCBI's taxonomy places the organism in Eukaryota, Metazoa, Chordata, Actinopteri, Cypriniformes, Cyprinidae.
GUUAAGGCUGUAAUUAAUGUGAUUGGUUAUCAAGGCACACGUGAAUGAGUUCUCGCAUGGUAGAGCCGCGGAGGUUGAUAUCUCCCCAAGUUUAGACCCUCUCUGCUCAGACUCGAAACAACAGGAAGACAGAAACGGAAACAGCAGAAGAACAAAGAAAAUGAAAGUGUGUGAAUGCACUAUGGAUUAUUUGUGCAAUUUCAAAAGAACGUGGAUAAUGGGGCAGUAUUUAAAAAGUAUUAUGUGAGAAAGGGGAAUAAAGCCUGUGAAAAAUAAAUCACGGGAUGUCUCUGGGAGAACAGAUGAGAAACAACUGAUUGAUCAAUAUCACGCAAGCGUUGCAAAAUGUAUGUAAUAGCAAGGAUACUAACAACCAUUGCUUUGUUUCACCUGGGACUGUGCAUGGACUUACCUGCCCCUGUACAUCUGGUCCUGUCUUCACAAUAUUUAGUCCAUUUGUUGUCCUGGAAAAUGGGGCCAGGCUCACCCGAUGGUGUCCACUAUACAGUCAGCGUGCAUGCACUCAAUGGGGGCGAGGUGGUGGUGGAGGAGUGUGAAAAGGUGACCUUUCCUCUGCAGUGUAAUCUCACAGAAGCCUUUUCUGAUCUGGAAGACACCUAUUACGUCAGUGUGUCUGCUGCUCUGGGCAACCUUACCUCACCAUCUUCCUUCUGCAACCCAUUCAAACCCAUUUAUAACACGACCUUUGAGCCUCCGCUGCUGACAGUAACUACAUGUAAUCAGUCGCUCUGUAUAAGUCUCAGAGCACCUGCUGAGAAUCUCUACAGCGUCUACAAUUCAUUCAAGUUUUACUAUAGAUUGAUGGUCAGCAGUGAAGAUAGAGCAGAGUUUCAUGUGGAUACUGAAGGGUUAAAGAAUGUGACCCUAAAGGACCUGGCCCCUGGCCGAAGGUACUGUGUGAAUGUCAGUAUCAUUGAUCACAGCCCUCCCAAUAGACCAGCAGUAUGUGCCUCCACUCACGAAAGAGCAAAUGUUUCAGAUGCCAUUAUCUCUGUUAUCCUGUGUCUGCUGAUGGUGCUGUUAGUGAUGUGCACACCAAGAUUUGUUUCUCACCGUUUCUGUCUAAAAAGAGAUCUUCCUUCAGUUCUGAGUUCAUUUCAGAGUGGGAAUAAAGUUCUUCUUGUCACUGCUGGUGAAUACACUAACAAUCUCUGUGAGGAGAGAAACUCCAUCGAAAAGAUAAAGACAAACAGAGAGGAAAAUGACAUGGAAGAAGAGGCAGAGGAGGUUCUGAAAUAUGAGAGACUAGCGGCACGCUAUCUGGACACUCAAGGUUCCCCACUCUCUGUUUUUCCAAUGUCCUCUAGCUCUGUUCUGCUUAUGAAUCAAACUCCAGAUACAAGCCUUACGUCUUCCACAGAUGCUCAGAGUGGUAGUCUGAUUGUGUUCGAAGGCAGCCAUAUCCAUACUGAACCAACAGCCUCUCCUAGGCUCCCUAAAGGAGCAAGCGCACGUCAGAAUUUAAGUUCUGUUUUUCCCACACACGUGGAGAAUGAAGACAGAGAGAGCAGUGCAGAUGUAAACCUGUUUUCUGUGAUGUUAGGAGGAGUUUCUGAUAAAGCUGAACCUGAUAAAACCUGCACUACGGAAGAUGUGCAGGACUCAUGUCCUCGGCACCUGUUACAGACUUGUGCUACAUCCACCUGGAUUUCUGAUUCACAGUCCCAAAACUCUCAAAAGUCCAUUCAGAUGAACGUUUUAGAGGAAGAAGAUGAUGAUGAUGAUUUAGGGUACUUAAGUCGAAAUUAGAUUCCUGAGGAAUCGAACAGUCUUUUACAGACUGGAGUAGAUAUGGGAAUCUAAAAGCACACGCAAGCAUUCUAAAAAUUCUGCUAAUACAGAGAGAUGUAUACUGUAUUUUUAUACUUUAUUGAUUUUUUUUCGUAUUUUAAGUGUUUUUAUUAUUAUUCUUAUUAUUAUCUUUCAAUACGCAUUUCAGUCUGAUGGAGAUCAUGGCAUACCAACAUGUAUUACUCUUAUUUGUCUGGAUGAGGAACAAGUGUUUACUGGCAGACAUGUUGACCCGGCACCAAGUUUUCUUAGGGGAAACACUAUGCUCUUAGGCAUUUCCAAGUGAAUGAAGAUGUGAAUUAGUGUAGUGAUGAAAUAUUUUUCAUUAACAAAACAUCUAAGUUGUCAUCUCAGUCCUGUGGUCAUUCUUACACAAUGUGAAUGCAAUUAAUAGCACCACGGGCCAGGCAGGAUUUGGAAAUGGGUGUAAUGGCAAAACUGUUUUUCAUCAAAUGAAUAUGAGUUUUUACUACUAAGAAUACAAAUGUAAAAUGCUGUAAUUUGAAUUCUUAAUAGUAAGAAAUAAACUGGAGAGCUCUCUAAUUCAAAUGUAAUAGUAGUACUAGUAAUAAUCAAAUUACUGAUGAGAAUUUAGCUCUCUGGUGGACACAGUGCCAGUAACAGCACUAUAGAGUGGAACAGUCCGUUUCUCAAAGUAAAAAAGCACUUUAUUUUCUCCAUAGGAAAAUAGAUUUUUAAUGAACUUAAAAGUGUUGGAUUAACUUCCUAUUUUCACUCAAUUACCACUGAAAGAAAUCGGCAUCUAAAAUAAUGUUACAGCAUCUUGAUCAAGUCUUGACUAAUAUUUGACUUCAAACUGAUAUCAAGGUGCCUGCUGGGAUAUUGUUUCUACAAUCAACAACUUUAAAUGGAUAAUUUUUAAUUUGUCAUUUGCAAUGGUUCAUGGGAUUGUAGUUCUUUCCCUCAUUAAAGCAUCGGGGCUCCCUGUUAAAAAUCGUGUUGUGGGGGGGGUGUUAAAUACACGUUUUUGGCAGGGUUCCCCUGGUAAAAUUCGCACUCCAGGGGCUAAAUAUCACUUUAUCGGAGUCGCUUCAAC